AUGGGAGUUGCUGGUUUUUUUAAAUGGUUAAUUUCAAGAUACCCUUCAAUUUGUAGGGGGGCUUCUUCUGGCAUAUCCCCAUCAUUUGAUUGCUUUUUUGUUGACUUUAAUUGCAUAAUUCACAACGCAAUUCGAACAAUUCAGGGUUCGAAGGACCUUAUUGAAGAUGAACUCAUCACAGAAGUUCUCAGAUUCUUAGAUAUAUUAGUCCAUGUUGUCCAACCAACGAAAUUACUUUACAUUUCGGUUGAUGGACCAGCACCACUUGCCAAAUGCAUUGAACAACGCUCAAGAAGAUUCUCAGGCCAAGGAAAGAAAGAAGUUGCAGAAGGAUUUACUAAAAAUUCGAUAACAAUUGGAACAAAAUUUAUGAAUGACCUUCACCUCAAAAUUUUGGACUAUUUGAAGGAAAGAGUCAAUAGAGAUCCAAUAUGGGCAAUGCCUCAUAUCAUUUACGAUUCAUAUCAUACACCAGGAGAAGGAGAACAUAAAUUAAUCAAUUUUAUUCGAUACCAAAGGGCUCAAGGGACAUGGAACGAAGACUAUUCAUGCUGCAUAUACUCCCCUGAUGCUGACAUCUUCUUUAUUGCACUUAAUACUCAUAUGAAAAAAAUUGCCAUUCUUAAAGACUCUUCUGGUGAUCUUAAGUUAGCAGAUAAGAAAUAUAACUCUGCAUCAGUACGUUUUUGGGCUGGAGACUUCAUUUACGUUUAUUUAAGUAUAUUACGACAAUUAUUAGCUGCAGAAUUCUUUAAUUCUAACGAAGAUAUGGUCAACAACAUUACAGAUGAUUUCUGCGCAAUAUCAUCUCUACUAGGUAACGAUUUUAUACCAUCUUUUCCAUUUUUUAAUAUUGAUAAUUUUAAUAAUGCUUUAGAAGUAUAUUUCACACAAUAUUUACCAAAAAGCAAGUAUAUUGUUGAGAAUGGGGAAUUCAAUUACAGCAAUCUCUCUGAUUUUCUCAGAGAUGUCGCUUAUAAUGUUGGAGAUGCAGAAAAAUCAGUUUCGAAACAGCAAAAUUUAUUAUCUUAUGCAGAAAAGAAUGUCCAAGCCAAAUUUGCUUUGCCAGAAGGACCUGGUUUCGAUGAAAAAAUCAAAGAAAUAGUUUAUCAUGUCAUGGAUUCGUUCGUUUGGGUUCUAAACUUGUAUACAAAGGGAAUAUUAAGCUGGGAGUGGUAUUAUCCUUACUCUUCUGCCCCUCCGUUGUUAAUUAUUUCAAAAUAUCUCCAAGGAUACAAGCCAAACUUCACCCAAGGUGCUCCGCCAAAGUCUUUAGAAGUAUUAGUAUCACUUUUACCAGCAAAUUCCGCAAAUUUGCUUCCAUCUUGUUUACAAUUCCUUGCAGAGCCAGGAUCUCCGGUUUACGAUAUCAUGUCAGGCAGUGCUAGGUCAUUUACUCGUGAAUAUUUCGCAGAAGUCAAGAAAAUCAUUCAGGAAAAAGAAAAUGAAAUGACAGAUGAAGAAAAAAUCCGAAAUACUAUUUGCGAUCCAUUCCUUAUCCUUCCAAAUAAGGAACCACAGCUCAUUGAUGUCAAAAAGAAAUAUAUUUUGCCAUCAACAACUCAAGUGAAUUCCUACUUCCCCUCUCUCACAAAUUUACCCUUGAAAAUUACCCUUGUAAAGAAAGGCUUCAUCAACUCUACAGAACAAACAAAGAUUUCCUGCGAGCUGAAUAAGCCAGAGCCCACAGACCUCAAGAAAUACAAAGAAUUAAAAGGAAAAGUCAUUUUAGUUGACUUUCCAUAUUUUAAUCCUGCAAUUGUCACAGAUGUCUUCCUUUCGAGACAAGGAGAGAAGUUUGACGACAGCGACUUCAUAAAUCCAUCUCAUUCCCACAGAUUAUGUGUCAAGUGUCGAAAAUUAACUUUUCCAAAUUACAAACUCACGAAUUACAGCUGGUCUGACAAGGAAUACAAAUACCCCUUUAUACAGACAGCACCGUUCUCAUUCUUCCCAUCGAUUUCCGAUGACAUUCGAGAAGAAAUUCAAAGUUCAAUUAAAAAAGACUCCAAAGUUUUCAUAUUAAGUGGAGAAGGUAAAGGAAAACUAGGCGUUGUAAAGGCAAUUGAAGACAAAAACAUCACUGUUCAGCUGAUUAAUCGCUCAUAUAGCAGUAAUCUGAAGAACAUAUUACUUGGCGACUCUGGGGUAUGGAUACCUAUCGACAAAGUUGCCGAAAACGUUCAUUUGUCGACGCCUUCUCUUUUAAUUAUUUUAGAUUCGAUUACUUCUAACAGAUACGGACGAAAUAUCGGUCUGAAGUUCAUCAAGAAUGGAAAGAAAGGUGCUGAAGGCUACGUAUCGAAGAAAAAAGGCGUAAUUGUUUUAACUCCAGAUGUACAAGAAACUGUUGAGAAAUACAUAUCAUUUGUAGGCGCUGAUUUCAUGAAUGUCGUAAAAGCGUCAGAUAAAAAUGAUAUUGCCGAGAAUGUGAAGUUAUAUUUUGAUAAAUUCGGAGAUGAGGCUGAUAAUGAAGUCAAAAAGAUUGCAGAAUGGGUUUCCGAGAAUAGCCAAGCAUUCCAUGCCCAAAUAAAGCCACUCUACCUCCCAACUUCCCCAUUAAUCGCUUACAAGAAGUUGGAAGAGGAAAUGGAAAAAUUUGGAAAAAGUGACACUUUUGGACAAACCGUUCAAACUCAUCCAAAUAAUAUAGUUUUGGAAGGUAAAUUGCUACCAUUUAAUAUUACAGGCAAAGUUAACAUGGGUGACCAUGUUGCAGUUCUUGAUGGCUACAGUUUGAUUCCAUUUGGAACAUCCGGAAUUGUUAUUGGAGUUAUCAAUGGAGGAAACAUGGUUCAGAUUGUUGCAGACCAGGAACAACAAUUUGGAUCAACCAUGGUCAAUACUUUCAAGAAAAAGAGAAUGUUUUACGCAUAUACUAGUUCUCUUUGUUAUUUCUAA
Trichomonas vaginalis G3 is the source of this 2901-nucleotide messenger RNA. Its product is annotated as 5'-3' exoribonuclease protein. The transcript has a single exon. Gene Ontology annotation, molecular function: 5'-3' RNA exonuclease activity; RNA binding. NCBI's taxonomy places the organism in Eukaryota, Parabasalia, Trichomonadida, Trichomonadidae. Gene Ontology annotation, biological process: nuclear-transcribed mRNA catabolic process. Gene Ontology annotation, cellular component: nucleus. The record is from RefSeq and is a predicted model, not a curated record. The coding region runs from base 1 to 2901 and encodes 966 amino acids.